GAAACACCUGUGUGGGUGUGAAGAGUGUUUAAAGGUGACUAAGUAACUCAUCUUUGAAGUCCUCCCUGACACCUACUGUACCUUCAUUACAGCAUGACUUCCAUCACCCGCUCUGUCAAAUAUGCACCAACCUCAGGGGACCUAAUUGCUUGAACUAAUUGCCGUUGCAUUAGCUUUAUUAGUGGGCCAACAUAAGUCAAGUGGUGAUGGAGGCAGACACACUUGAGGAAAAGCUUCUCCUCUACGCUAAGGAGGGCAGUUGUUCUCAUAUCCAGAGGCUCCUUCACUCGAGAAUCAACCAAAGCAGCUCCCUCAACAUCAACUACAGAUCCAGGUCUAAAGCCAGCUCAGGAUGGACACCCCUCCACCUGGCCUGUUACUUUGGACACAGGGAUGCUGUGGAGGAGUUACUCAAGGCAGGUGCUGAUGCAAAUUUGCAGACUAACAUGGGAGACACACCUCUACACCAAGCAGCCUAUACUGGAAGAAAGGAGAUUGUUCUGUUGCUGCUGCGGUAUGAUGCCUGUUCCAACAUAAUCAACGGAACAGCUCAAAUCCCUAAAGAUGUUACAGAGGAUGAUGAAAUCAUUACAAUGCUGGAGGCUGCAGAGAGAAGAGAGAGAAGGCAGCGGGAGAAGAAGCUCCUGGAAGCAGCCAGAGAGGGGGACAUCUCCACUCUGUCUAAACUGCUCAGUGGAAAAGAAGCUCCAGAUAUUCACUGCAGGGACUCUGUUGGGAAUACACCCUUACACUGUGCAGCCUACAGGGGGCAGAAGCAGUGCAUUAUAAAGCUGCUCAUGUCUGGAGCCAGCCCCAGUACUAAAAACAACAAUGACCAGACUGCAUUAGACCUGAUCCGCAGUGAUGAACUGAGACUUAUUCUAGCAGCGCAGCGAGACAAGGAUGUGAGCAGUGUGGUGCAGAAGAUUGAAGGCCCUCUUUGGAAGAGUUCCCGCUUUCUUGGAUGGCGAUCCCACUGGGUGAUAAUUGAGGAUGGAAGUCUCUCCUGGUACUCCAGACAGGCUAAUGCACUGGCUGGUGUCAGAAAACAGGGCUGUAAGUCUCUAACACAAGCCUACUGCACAGUCAAACCAUGGGAUCACUGCUUCUUCACGCUCAGGUGCCUUGAUGACACUGUACAUUAUUUUAAGGUCCCCUCAAAGACAGAUUCAGUGGCAACAAGAAAAAGAUGGUUGGAUGCUUUUGAGGCACAUUCAUCCUUUGGCACUCACCACUGCACCCAAGAAGAGAUAAUCAACGCUGCAGAUGGUUAUGGUGACGUAACGGAGAGGAAUCUGUCUCAAGCCCUUCAGGCAGCCAACGCUUCACAGCACAAAUUGGAGAGUGAAGUGUCAAUAUUUCUAUCGAUGGUGAAAAACGAGGAGAAUUGUGUAUUGUCUGCCCCUCUUCUACUGAAAGCCAAAGAUACCAGUGAGCUCUCCGGUGAAACCUGUUCUGCUCUCCAUCUGUGCCUUGAACUGCUUUCAAAACAGCAGGAGGUGUGGAGCCUGAAGUUAGAGCAGGAGGAGGAGAAAAACAAAGCUCUGACAGAGGCUCUGCAGACAUUGGCAACUGAACACCACGAGCUCGAGCAGUCCUUGUGUAAGAGCAGGAGGUCGUCUACCCUCAGUACCCUCACUUCAGAUGACUUCUAUGAUGCUGUGUCAGAGUCGGAGUCGGAGCUCUCGGUGAGCGACUUCCUGUCUGUGGCCAGUCCCUCCUGUGAAGAGGACGAAGGGAGAGACGCCCCCCUUCUCAGCAGCCUCCGCCAUCCCGGCGCACUCAGGGGGCCUACCGGAAUGUCAGGGGAGGGUAACCAUGGCAACCAAUCUGCCCAGCACAAUGGAGUCGAGAAGCAAAGAACAUCUCUACCGGCUCCCAUGUUCUCCAGGAAUGACGUCAGCAUCUGGAGUAUCCUGAAGAAAUGCAUUGGCAUGGAGUUGUCAAAGAUUGCCAUGCCUGUGGUUUUUAAUGAGCCCCUGAGUUUCCUCCAGCGGUUAUCGGAAUACAUGGAGCACACCUACCUUAUCCACCAGGCCAACGCUGCAACAGACUCUGUUGAGAGGAUGAAGUGUGUUGCAGCAUUUGCUGUGUCAGCUGUAGCAUCGCAGUGGGAGAGGACUGGAAAACCCUUCAACCCACUACUGGGGGAGACCUAUGAGCUCAUCAGAGACGAUCUGGGCUUCCGGUGGGUGUCAGAGCAAGUAAGCCAUCACCCUCCAGUCAGCGCCUUUCACGCUGAGGGCCUCAAAGAGGAUUUCGUCUUCCACGGCUCCAUCUACCCCAAACUCAAGUUUUGGGGAAAGAGUAUAGAGGCGGAGCCCAAGGGACUCCUCACACUGGAGCUGCCCAAAUAUAAUGAAGCCUACACCUGGACAAACCCCACCUGUUGUGUCCACAACAUCAUUGUUGGUCAGCUUUGGAUUGAGCAGUACGGCAGUGUGGAAGUAAUCAAUCACAAGACCGGAGAGAGAUGCAGCAUGAUGUUCAAGCCCUGUGGCCUCUUUGGGAAAGAGCUCCAUAAAGUGGAGGGAUACAUCUUAGAUAAAAGCAAAAAGAAGCUCUGUGCAAUAUAUGGCAAAUGGACCGAAUGCCUAUACACAGUAGACCCCGCUACCUUUGAUGCCCACAAAAAGAUUGACAAAAAGAAUGCGGAUGAAAAGAAGGGAAAUAAACAGAGCAGUGUGGAUGAGGAGCCAGAAGAGAUGCCUCCCCCUGACGCUGAGACGGUCCAGGUCAUCCCAGGCAGUGAGCUCAUCUGGAAGAUAACGCCACGGCCAGACAACUCAGCCAAGUUCUAUGCAUUCUCCACAUUCGCCAUGCACCUAAAUGAGCAGGAGAAGAGCAUGGAGGGAGUUACUCCCCCAACAGACAGUCGCCUCAGACCUGACAUUUGCGCUAUGGAGAAUGGAGAUAUAGAUUUGGCAAGUGCAGAGAAGAAGAGACUUGAGGAAAAACAGAGAAUGGCCCGAAAAAAUCGCACCAAAUCAACAGAUGAAUGCAAAACAAGAAACGCCGCCCUUGGCCCAAGGUGGUUUCAGCAAGGACCUAACCCUCACACCAAAGCUCAGGACUGGCUCUCCUUAAAAGGCUACUGGGACAGGAACUACACUCACCUGCCUGACAUCUACUAAUAAGAAGAAAUGCACACAAAUACCAUACACAUGGAUGACUAGGGUGCAAGGGUUCCCUAGCACAUGCAACAAAGUCAUGGAGUUGUUACAGAACAGCAGGUAGAGGUUGAGAAAAUAUGAAACUUGUUUAAGCCGUCAAAAGGCCGUAAAACACUGAGUGAACACCAGAGGCAUAUUCUUCAAUAGAUGUGUCAACAAUGAAGCACAAAAAUUGUCUUUUGCUUAUUUAUUGUGGUCCUUGUCCACUUAAGUACGGUAUAGGCAUGUAACUAGAAUGUAUUUAUAUAUAUAUAUAUAUAUAUAUAGAUGUGUACAUUAAGAUAGAUGGAGUGUUUAAACAGCAACCUUGGUUUUGUUGUAAGUAGUUUUGUCUAUAAUUCCUGCGGGAUGUGGAAACAUUUUACUCCUCAGCUUGUGUGCAGAGACACACGAGGCUACAAACCGCUACAAAGGAGUGCACGAUCCAUCCUGAGCUCAUCGAUUAGACCUUUAACUCUCGACACUGAUUCUACUUGUGCAUGCAUACUAUAAUGCAGUACAAAGUCUGCAAACGGGAGCAUUUGGAAACAUUUAUCUUUGUUUUCACUUUGUAGCCGAAUGAAUGGUGCAUGUCAUUUAACUCAUUUAACAGCUUGUUUGCAGUCUGCUGCAAUCGAUUGUAAAUCUCUGUCUAGCUUUUAGCUGCAUCCCCGUUUCUCUGUAAAGAUGAUGGCAGGUAAAUUGUUACCACAUCCAACAAGAAUUGUGGCCAGUACCACAACAAUAAAACUUUGAAUAAUGAAAUGUUUAAAAAUGUAAUAUUAUUAAGCCCUAAACUAUGUACUGUAUAGAUGUGUAUUGAGACUAACAGUCUAAAGUCUACCUGACUCUCUGGACACAGUACUGUAGCACCUUUUUCUAACUAUACUAAAGCAGGGACGCUGGAUCUGCACUUAUAGAUGUGUGUGUGUGUGUGUGUGUGUGUGUGUGUAAAAGUCUUGCCAUAGUUAAGUAAAAUACGCUAUGUUCCUGAUCUAUUUGAAAUCCAACUAUCACAAUAAAUGCAUGUACAUCACUAUAACUAUGCAAGCCUUACCUCCUUCACAAUCGAGCACUGAAUAUUCCCUUCAUGUUGUGGAUAGCUGCUGCGUGUUUUUGGGGUUUUGUCGGUCAUCACUCUUUUGCGUAUCAAAACAGAAUUUCUAUUGUUGCUAAAUAAAAGCUUAAUGUUGAUUGAA
Cottoperca gobio is the source of this 4351-nucleotide messenger RNA. RefSeq names its product oxysterol-binding protein-related protein 1-like. The transcript is spliced from 30 exons. The coding region runs from base 207 to 3134 and encodes 975 amino acids. Gene Ontology annotation, molecular function: cholesterol binding; protein binding. Gene Ontology annotation, cellular component: cytosol; plasma membrane; perinuclear endoplasmic reticulum. Lineage: Eukaryota; Metazoa; Chordata; Actinopteri; Perciformes; Bovichtidae. The record is from RefSeq and is a predicted model, not a curated record.